This is a messenger RNA of Gossypium raimondii (Peruvian cotton), 661 nucleotides long. Its product is annotated as cucumber peeling cupredoxin. NCBI's taxonomy places the organism in Eukaryota, Viridiplantae, Streptophyta, Magnoliopsida, Malvales, Malvaceae. The transcript is spliced from 2 exons. Gene Ontology annotation, molecular function: electron transfer activity. Gene Ontology annotation, cellular component: plasma membrane. Bases 1 to 603 code for a protein of 200 amino acids. The record is from RefSeq and is a predicted model, not a curated record.
AUGGCGAGGUUCAUCAUGUGCAUUUUAUUUUUCGUAAUCAUCAACGCGGUGGCUUUAAUGCAAUUCACGGCGGCUCAAACGGUGCAUGUUGUGGGGGAUGACUUGGGAUGGACCAUUCCGCAGAACGGUGCCACCGCAUACAGCAAUUGGGCGGCUAGUAAGAGGUUCUUGAUUGGAGAUAUCUUAGUGUUCAACUUCACAACAAAUGAGCAUGAUGUACUACAAGUCCCCAAGGCAUCUUUCGACGAGUGCAGCGACGACAACCCUAUCGGAAACAUGCUCAUCAACGGUCCAGCCAACGUUACCCUCAACACCACUGGCGAACAAUAUUACAUUUGCACAAUUGCGAGGCACUGUGAACUCGGUCAAAGAUUAGCCAUUACCGUCUCCGCCACUUCCAGCUCUCCUUUGCCUGCACCUUCACCUACUACUCCUACAACCCCUUCUCCUACUUCCAAUGAUUGUACACCGGCUCCUACAUCCGGUCCAACAGCUGGCUCGAUACCUGCUCCCAAUGCCACUCCUAAUUCUUCAUCUUCAUCAUCUGUCCUUGCCACUCUGUUGCUGUCCAUAUUCCCCAUUUUCAUGGGUUUAAUUUUCUGAUCUAUAUUGAGGAUCGAGGAUACCAAUCUUCUUAUACUUCAUGAUUAAUUAUUUGUUC